AUGGCUGCAACGACACAGGCCAACGUCGCAGGUCCUGGAAAGGGAGUCUUGCCGAAUCCCUUCGAAGAGGAGCUUGAGAAAUUCAAGAAUCAAAUCAAGAUCAAAGAAAGAGAGUACUUCAAGUUUUCCUCAGAGACCGAGUUCUGCCAGGAAAUUGACACCUUACAAAGCAAGUUACACUCAGGAAGGCGACAACAGAACAUGACGAGGCUCAAAGGGUUCGUAGAAGCAAUGACACAAUUUGGAAAAGUUAUCGAUGUGUUCUGUCAGACUUCCGAGGUGCUUGCAUUUGUUUGGGGACCCUGGAAGCUGCUUCUUUUGGUGGCUGACACGUUUUCUCACGCGUUUUCGGAGCUUCUGGACACCUACGAACAACUUGGCGACACCCUCUUGCUUCUUUUGCAGACACGAGAACUAUUUCCUAAUGACGCUCAUAUGGCCAAGAUUCUUUCAAGUAUCUACAAGGAUGUUCUUGAGUUCCAUCGGCAGGCAUUCAAAUACUUCCAGCAACCCAGUCAGUGCUUCAUCAACAACUCUUGUUACUAG
This is a messenger RNA of Colletotrichum karsti, 546 nucleotides long. RefSeq lists its product as uncharacterized. Bases 1 to 546 code for a protein of 181 amino acids. The transcript is spliced from 2 exons. The record is from RefSeq and is a predicted model, not a curated record. Lineage: Eukaryota; Fungi; Ascomycota; Sordariomycetes; Glomerellales; Glomerellaceae.